Messenger RNA from Cynocephalus volans (Philippine flying lemur), 2681 nucleotides. RefSeq names its product lamin B1 (gene LMNB1). Gene Ontology annotation, biological process: nuclear pore localization; nuclear migration; nuclear envelope organization. The record is from RefSeq and is a predicted model, not a curated record. The coding region runs from base 363 to 2123 and encodes 586 amino acids. Gene Ontology annotation, molecular function: structural constituent of cytoskeleton. Gene Ontology annotation, cellular component: nuclear envelope; nuclear lamina. Lineage: Eukaryota; Metazoa; Chordata; Mammalia; Dermoptera; Cynocephalidae. The transcript is spliced from 11 exons.
GGCGGCGGUGGCGGCGCGGACCCUGCUCGGCCUCCCGGUCACUCUCGCCUCGCAUCUUCCCGCUUGUGUGUGAGUGCGUACGUGCGUGUUUUCCUAAAAGGACAUUUUACGAUCGAUCGAUUGAUUCGUAGUCCUCCCCCUUUGCCCUUUGUGCUGUAAAUCCCGCUCCCGCCACCCCAAGUGCUUCUCCCUCCCUCCCCACUCCAGCCUGUGUACGCCAGCGCGGGUCGCCGGUUUGUGCCUUCGGUCCCGCUUCGCGCCCUGCAGCCCCCUCUGUGUCCCCGCCUCGUCCCGGUGCUGCCCGGGGCUUUGCCUCCCAGCCUCCCAGCCGGCCGCCUCCGCCGAUCGCCCCGCCGCCCGCCAUGGCGACCGCGACCCCCAUGCCGCCACGGACAGGCAGCCGCGCCAGCGCUCCCGCCACGCCGCUGAGUCCCACGCGGCUGUCGAGGCUGCAGGAGAAGGAGGAGCUGCGCGAGCUCAACGACCGGCUGGCCGUGUACAUCGACAAGGUGCGCAGCCUGGAGACGGAGAACAGCGCGCUGCAGCUGCAGGUGACGGAGCGCGAGGAGGUGCGCGGCCGCGAGCUCACCGGCCUCAAGGCGCUCUACGAGACGGAGCUGGCCGACGCGCGACGCGCGCUCGACGACACGGCCCGCGAGCGUGCCAAGCUGCAGAUCGAGCUGGGCAAGUGCAAGGCAGAACACGACCAGCUGCUCCUCAAUUAUGCUAAGAAAGAAUCUGAUCUUAAUGGAGCCCAGAUCAAGCUUCGAGAGUAUGAAGCAGCACUGAAUUCCAAAGAUGCGGCUCUGGCUACUGCACUUGGUGACAAGAAAAGUUUAGAAGCAGAUUUGGAGGAUCUGAAGGACCAAAUUGCCCAGUUGGAAGCCUCCUUAGCUGCUGCCAAAAAACAGUUAGCAGAUGAAACUUUACUUAAAGUGGAUUUGGAGAAUCGUUGUCAGAGCCUUACUGAGGACUUGGAGUUUCGUAAAAAUAUGUAUGAAGAGGAGAUUAAUGAGACCAGAAAGAAGCAUGAAACACGUUUGGUAGAGGUGGAUUCUGGGCGUCAGAUUGAGUACGAGUACAAGCUGGCUCAAGCCCUUCAUGAGAUGAGAGAGCAACAUGAUGCCCAAGUGAGGCUGUACAAGGAAGAGCUUGAGCAGACUUACCAUGCCAAACUGGAGAAUGCCAGACUGUCCUCUGAGAUGAAUACUUCUACUGUCAACAGUGCCAGGGAAGAAUUGAUGGAAAGUCGUGUGAGAAUUGAGAGCCUUUCAUCUCAGCUUUCUCACCUACAGAAAGAGUCUAGAGCAUGCUUGGAAAGGAUUCAAGAGUUGGAGGACUUGCUUGCAAAAGAGAGAGACAAUUCUCGUCGCAUGCUGUCAGACAAAGAGAGAGAAAUGGCGGAAAUACGGGAUCAGAUGCAGCAACAGCUAAAUGAUUAUGAACAACUUCUUGAUGUAAAGUUAGCCCUGGACAUGGAAAUCAGUGCUUAUAGGAAACUCUUAGAAGGUGAAGAAGAAAGGUUGAAGCUCUCUCCAAGCCCUUCUUCCCGUGUGACAGUGUCCCGAGCAUCCUCAAGUCGCAGUGUGCGGACAACCAGAGGAAAGCGGAAGAGAGUUGAUGUGGAAGAAUCAGAAGCAAGCAGUAGUGUCAGCAUCUCUCAUUCUGCCUCAGCCACUGGGAAUGUUUGCAUUGAAGAGAUAGAUGUGGAUGGAAAAUUUAUCCGCUUGAAGAACACUUCUGAACAGGAUCAACCAAUGGGAGGCUGGGAGAUGAUCAGAAAAAUUGGAGACACAUCAGUCAGUUACAAAUAUACCUCAAGAUAUGUGCUGAAGGCAGGCCAGACCGUUACAAUUUGGGCUGCAAAUGCUGGUGUAACAGCCAGUCCUCCCACUGACCUCAUCUGGAAGAACCAGAACUCUUGGGGCACUGGCGAAGAUGUGAAAGUUAUAUUGAAAAAUUCUCAGGGAGAGGAGGUUGCUCAAAGAAGUACAGUCUUUAAAACAACCAUACCUGAAGAGGAAGAGGAGGAGGAAGCAUCAGCUGAAGUGGCUGUUGAGGAAGAACUUUUCCACCAGCAGGCAGUCCCAAGAGCAUCCAAUAGAAGCUGUGCAAUUAUGUGAACUUCUCAAGUCAACUGUCUUCCUCAGAAUAAAGGAGCAUGGUGAUCCUUACCCAUACACAGUGCAGAGCCUUCUCAGAAGCACAGAAUAUUUUUGUAUUUCCUUUAUGUGAAUUUUUAAGCUGCGAAUCUGAUGGCCUUAAUUUCUUUUUUCACACUGAAAGUUUUGUAAAAGAAAUCAUAUCCAUACACUUUGUGGCAAGAUGUGAAUUAUUGACACUGAACUGUGUACUGUUUGGAAAGGGUCCCUCAAAUUUUUUGACAAUUUUUUGUAUGUGUGUGUGUGUUUUUUUUUUUAAGUUCUUACGAGGAGGGGAGGGUAAAUAAACCACUGUUGUGUCUGUCUCAGUGUAAUUUGAAGAUUGCUCGAUCUAGAUUAGCAAUCUGCUCUUGAUUAUUCUCUGCUAUAUAUAACGGUGCUGUGAGGGAGGGGAAAAGCAUUUUUCAAUAUAUCAAACUUUUGUACUGAAUUUUUUUGUAAUAAGCAAUCAAGGUUACAAUUUUGUUUUAAAUAGAAAAGAGAAAUUUUGUAAGAAGGCAAUAUUAACCUAAUCAUCAU